AUGCCUCCUCGCACUCAUGAUCCCUUCAACGAUGCACCACGGCGUCCCACAUCGCGCGCAACAAGCCACUUGCACGACACAUACAGCUCCGGCGGCCAUGCCUUGCGGGCUAACCCGGCCGCGCGCAGCCUCUUUGCCCCAGCAUUAUCAAGACGUCCUACCACGACCGGCACCUCCUCGACACAUCUUAAUGAAUUGGUUCUCGAGGACUCAGAUGAUGCGGGAGACAGGAUGAGUAGGCGUACUGCUGCUGCUGGAAGGGCAACCCGAACCAGACGAGCCAGAGCAGCUACUGAAACGACCAUCGAACCUGACGAAGAGAAUCAACCUGAACCUCUUCGAGAUAUGGUGGUGAGAGAUGAAAGGGGUAAUUAUUUGCACGAAGUUCCUGCUUUGGGAGAGAUUACGACUGGCGCUGAAGAUGAAGAUGUUGAAGAAGAACGACGUCUGACAGCUCUCGUGCAAGAGUACUGGGCAUCAGGAGCUGCCGCUGGUGGUGGCAGAAAUAGCAAGAGGUGGGAUGAGCAUGAACUUGAAAGACCCAAAGCAGAAGUCAUGGCUCGACUACGGGACUCUGUGGGCAAGGCACUCAUCAACGAGCAAUGGAGAUAUGAGCCAAGUGACUACAUGAAGGCGUUAUUGGUCGAAAACCAUGGACGCGUUUGA
Messenger RNA from Aureobasidium melanogenum CBS 110374, 666 nucleotides. RefSeq lists its product as uncharacterized. The record is from RefSeq and is a predicted model, not a curated record. The coding region runs from base 1 to 666 and encodes 221 amino acids. Lineage: Eukaryota; Fungi; Ascomycota; Dothideomycetes; Dothideales; Saccotheciaceae. The transcript is spliced from 3 exons.